Molecule: messenger RNA, 2286 nt
Organism: Scaptodrosophila lebanonensis
Lineage: Eukaryota; Metazoa; Arthropoda; Insecta; Diptera; Drosophilidae
Gene: Dbx
Exons: 6
Coding region: 1-2286 (761 amino acids)
Biological process (GO): regulation of transcription by RNA polymerase II
Molecular function (GO): DNA binding; DNA-binding transcription factor activity, RNA polymerase II-specific
Source: RefSeq, a predicted model, not a curated record
AUGUCCACCACAUACCUUGUGGACAGUCUAUUGCAUGCACAGCGGCAGAGUUACAGUGAAGCUCAGCUAAAAACAAGCCUAAGCGAAAUGUUGCUGAGUCGCAGCAGUGCCGAGGAGGCUGCCAAUUUUGGCAGCACCGGCACCGCCGGCGGUGACUGUAGCAUGACUGGUGGCUUUAAGCGUAAAUGUGAUAAGUGUCGUGAGAAUCGGGCCGAGAGUGUGGGCAGCAUCGAGGAAAUGGAGGAGGACGACGACGACGAGGAUGAGGAUGAAAUUGUCGCCGAUAUCGGUAGCAUGGAGCAGGACGAGGAUCUAGACGAUGAUCUCGCCGACGAUGAAGUCGAGCUGGUCAAUGUACAGAGACGCGUCACAGCCACGGCAAUCAAAUUGCCCAAAGUGGAGCCUAGGGAGACAACCACCACAGUGUCUUCUGCCACCACCACCAUCCUAAAGGAUAACAACAGCAAACCGAUUCUAAAGUUCAGUGUGUCUGCCAUUUUGGGCGACACACGCGAAGGAGUGCGCGUCAGGAAUGAGUUUAUGCAACCGCAGCAUAUAUGGCCUUAUCUACAACAAAACUUCAUGCAACAGCACACACAUCAAUAUCAUCAACACCAUCCGCCGCCGGGGCAUCAUCAGCCACACCAUCAGACGCUGCCAGCGCCAGCGCCUCAUCCUCAUAUGCACUUUCCGCAUCCCGCAUUUCUAACGCAUCAGCAUCAGCAGCCGCAUCAGCAUCAGCAUCCGCAUCAGCAGCCUCACGGCAAUAGUUGUCAACCGCAAACCGCACUGACGACGGCCUCCUCGUCGUCACCUGGCAGCACAAUUAGUGAUAGCGACAACAAUCACACCACCAGCAGCAACAACAACAACAACAAUGGUAGUGGUGCUGGCGGUGGUGCGACCAACAACCAUGAUAGUCGACCGCAUGAAAUCGGCACUGCCGGCAUUCCGGACAACGGCAUCGAGGACAACAACAAUCGAAGAUUAACGCAAGAAAAGCUGCAGCAACAACAACAGCAACAACUGUUGCCUGGUCAAGCAACAGGAGGACCACCAACAGUGGCGACACACCUCACACCACCCCCGCAGCCGCUGCCCACACAUCCGGGCAUUGCCAAACCCAUGCCCAGUCGACCCACGCCCUUUCUGCCCCACACUCUCAAUCAUCCGCAUUUGCAUUCGCUGCUGACCCACUGCCGAAAUCCCUACAUGAGUGUUGGCGCCCAAGUGUUUCCCCUGCCGCCGGGCCAAGGCUUUCCCUGGGCCCAUUCGACUCGUGGCAAGCCACGCAGAGGCAUGAUGCGACGUGCCGUCUUCUCAGAUUCGCAGCGCAAGGGUCUGGAGAAGCGUUUUCAACAGCAGAAAUAUAUAAGUAAGCCGGAUCGCAAGAAACUGGCCGAACGUCUGGGCUUAAAGGACUCUCAGGUGAAAAUAUGGUUUCAAAAUCGCCGCAUGAAGUGGCGCAACUCUAAGGAACGCGAACUGCUAGCCAGCGGCGGCUCUCGAGACCAGACGCUGCCCAAUAAGAAUAAUCCAAAUCCGGACUUGUCCGAUGCCAAAUGCGAUCGUCCGCUGACGCCGCUAUCGCCCGCCCCGCUCUCGCCCAACGGCGGCAGCAACGGCACAACACCGCCCCCAGUGACGUCCCAUAUCAGCAAGGACGAGGCAGCUGUCACACCCAAAUCACCGCAAUCUGCCAGCAGCAGCUCGCCAGUGGCUGGCGCCCAUGCACCACCCAGUAUUGGCAACCACCCGGCUAACAACUACGGCAUGCAAAUCAGCUCGCCACCGCCCCUGCUGACCAGCAUUAAGCUGAGCGAUCAAUCAGCCACACCCACGCCAACGCCAACAGUCUCCUCGGCGGCCUCAUCGCCGCCCAGCGGUGCCGGUGGUGGUGGUGGUGGUGGCUCAUUGCUGAGCGCCGACUUUCAGGCCAAGGUGAAUGCCGAAAUGCAGAAGCAAUUGGUGGCCGCCGAUCUUAAAUUCAAACUGGAGAGCACCAUCCAGGAGGCGAAACAGCGACGCUUCGAACAGCUGCAGCUACAUGCACCACACUUCAUGGGUGGUGCAGCGGCCAUGCGAGAGGUAGAACUAGCUGCCGCAGCAGCGGCCGCCCAACUCCAUCACCACCACCAGCAGCAGCAGCACCAGCAGCACCAGCAGCAACAACAACAACAACAACAGCCACCGCCGCACUUUCAGGGCGCCGAGUUCAUGAAGCUCUAUUACGACGACUACGACGAGUCCAAUUCGGACAGCGAUGAGGAAAUCAGCGUGACGUGA